UCUCCAGCAGUGCAGUUUGUGAGAGAUGCUCAAAGUGUUAGGACAAGAAGGGAGGGGGUUGUGCAGCCACUGUCAUCUCCCAUGCAGACAGGAUCCGGAGAGAUCACAAUUGAGUUUUACACUCCUUUUGCCACAAUGAAAGCGCUUUACAAGGGAGUGCAAUAGACACAGGCACAACGUGCUUGCACAGCUCCCCAGCAACAAAUUUCCAGGGCGUGACGUCAUCCCCUCUCGGUCCAAAGGAGCCUGCAGAAGGAGAAGCCUCAAUAGAAACCCCACUCACACAGGGGAAGCAGAUGAGGAAAAAGCAGCCACCGCAGCAACUACUCCCAGGCAGCCACGGCAGACUCCCACCCCCCCUCUAACUUCAAUGUACAUUUCCUCGGAGGCUAUGGAUUUGGAAAAACUGAGAUGAGUUUGGAUUUUAAGCUUUUGAUGUGCAAGCCUGCAUAGGACCUGCCAGGGAGAACCUCAUGCUCCCCUGAUGUAUUUUAACGUAGGAACCAGAUCUGGGAUCUUUGGAGUAUAAAGAUGCUGAACAGCGUUUUAUUGCUGAGUUUUAUAUCUGUGACUGGGAUUUUAAGGACAGAAAGCCGAAAAACUGCCAAAGACAUAUGCAAAAUUCGCUGUUUGUGCGAAGAAAAAGAGAACGUUCUAAAUAUUAAUUGUGAAAAUAAGGGCUUUACAAGCGUCAGUUUGCUUCUUCCUCCCCAGUCAAGGAUCUACCAGCUUUUCCUUAAUGGUAAUUUACUGAGCAGGCUCUACCCAAAUGAGUUUGUCAAUUACUCCAAUGCAGUUACCCUCCAUUUAGGCAAUAACGAACUACAGGAGAUCAGAGCUGGGGCUUUCAACGGGCUGAAGACCCUGAAAAGGUUACAUCUCAAUAAUAAUAAAUUGGAAAUGUUAAAAGAGGAAACUUUCCAGGGUCUUGAGAGUCUAGAAUAUUUGCAAGCAGAUUAUAAUUUUAUCAGUGUUAUUGAAGCAGGGGCUUUCAGCAAGAUGAAUAAAUUAAAAGUCUUGAUCCUCAAUGACAAUCUACUGCUGUCUCUCCCAAACAACGUUUUUCGUUUUGUGCUUUUAACUCACUUGGAUCUGAGAGGUAAUAGGCUUAAAAUGUUGCCCUUUGCUGGUGUCCUUGAACACAUAGGAGGUAUCAUGGAAAUCCAGCUGGAGGAGAACCCUUGGAAUUGUACGUGUGAUCUGUCUCCACUCAAAGCAUGGUUAGAUACAAUCACUGUCUUUGUUGGGGAGAUUGUCUGUGAGACCCCAUUCAGGUUGCAUGGAAAAGAUGUCACACAGCUGACCAGGCAAGACCUAUGUCCUAGAAAAAGCUCAGGUGACACUAAUCAGAGGUCGGUGCACCCAGACCCUCGUAUACACAGGAUGCCUCCUACAUUUAACCCAGCACUAACUCCUACAAGGGCCCCAAAAUCCAGCAGACCUCCUAAAACCAGGAACAGACCCACACCUAGAGUCACAGUGUCCAAAGAUCGGCAGAUAUUUGGGCCUAUUAUGGUAUAUCAGACCAAGUCCCCUGUUCCUUUAACCUGCCCUGAAAGUUGUGUGUGCACCUCCAUGAGCUCUGACAGUGGUUUAAAUGUUAAUUGCCAGGAGAGAAAAAUUAGUAACAUCUCUGAUCUUAAACCCAAACCUACCAGCCCAAGGAAACUAUAUCUGACAGGUAACUACUUACAAAUUGUUUAUAAAACUGAUCUCCUUGAAUUUGCAUCUCUGGAUCUACUACAUUUAGGAAAUAACCGGAUUGCCAUAAUACAGGAAGGUGCCUUUUCAAACCUGACAAGUUUGCGUAGACUAUACCUGAAUGGGAAUUACAUUGAGAUGUUGUAUCCUUCAAUGUUUGAUGGCCUAUACAGUUUGCAAUACCUAUAUUUAGAGUACAAUGUCAUCAAGGACAUAGUGCCACACACAUUUGACGCUUUAAGUAACCUUCAACUCUUGUUUCUUAACAAUAAUCUGCUGAGAUCUUUACCAGAUGGAGUAUUUGGUGGCACUGCCCUCACUAGACUGAAUCUGAGAAACAACCAUUUCUCUUUUCUGCCCCUGAAGGGAGUUCUAGAACAGCUUACUGCUUUUAUCCAGAUAGACCUCCAGGAAAAUCCUUGGGAUUGCACGUGUGAUAUUUUAGGCCUGAAGAAGUGGAUAGAACAGUCAAGUUCUACUGUGGUUGUUCAGGAAGUAACUUGUGAAUCACCACUUAAACAUGCUGGGGAGCAUUUGAGGUUUCUGCCUAAGGAUGAAAUUUGUCCAGAAAACCCGAACUUGGCUGAUGCCACUGUAUUGUCAUUCAACCAGAAAACCAGCACUCCGCAUUCUUCCAGCAUACCUCCAAGCCCCUAUCCAGAACUGCAUACUGAAGUUCCACUAUCUGUGCUAAUUUUGGGAUUGCUGGUAGUUUUCAUCUUGUCUGUUUGCUUUGGGGCAGGACUAUUUGUCUUUGUCCUGAAAAGACGAAAAGGGGUACAGAGUGUCCCAAGUAGCAGUGUAAACAAUUUAGAUCUAAAUUCCUUUCAGCUACAAUAUGGGUCCUACAAUCCAAACUCUAACGACAAAACAGAAGCUCACGUCUACAACUACAUCCCUCCACCUGUUGGCCAAAUGUGCCAAAACCCUAUCUACAUGCAGAAAGAUGGAGAUCAUGUUGCCUACUACAGAAACCUUCAAGAAUUUAGUUACAGUAAACUGGACCACAACAAAGAUGAUCCAAGUGCCAUUGCAUAUACAAUAAGCACAACUGAACUUUUGGAAAAGUCACCAGCACCAGGAGAGCCUGAACUUCUAUACCAGAACAUCACAGAAAGGGUAAAAGAAUUACCCAGUGCUGGGAUAGUCCAUUAUAAUUUUUGUACAUUGCCCAAAAGGCAGCUCAUUCCUGCAUAUGAAUCAAGGCGUCAGAAUCAGGACCGGUUAAACAAAACGGUUUUAUAUGGCACUCCCAGAAAAUACUUUGCAGAACAAUCAAAACACGAGCAUUUAUUGCUUCAAGGAAAACUGCAAUCAGAACCAGAUUACCUUGAGGUUUUGGAAAAACAAACUGCAAUAAGUCAGCUGUAGGCAAGACUUCACAAAAUAUUGCUCCAAGCCUUCUGUUCAUUUGAAGUGUCUGAAACAAUUGAGUAUAAUCUUUUUGGCUAAGGAUUUUUGAUUCUUUCUUCCCUUUAAGACAUACGGGUGCAAGAUUACACUGCAGUAACACUGGAAGACAAAAUUGCAUUGAAAGACAAAAUGUCUUUUUUAACUUACAUUUUUUUUUCUUUAAAUUAUUUCUACUUUUUUUUCUAGAAUGAAUAUCCUUACAUGAAUGUUUUAGUGAGUUGCUUAUGAAUUGUCUUUUUUUUUUUUACAACAAUGGGUGAAUACUUUAUCUAAUAUUAAGUAAGUAGAAGAUCUCCAAAGAUCUCAGUGAAAUGAGCAGUUUUAUGUAAAUACAAUUGAACUGUUUAAAAUCAAUUACCAAUUGUAGCCACUAUGUGUCACUUUUUUCAGUUAAAGUGCCUUUGCACUUUAAGUAACCUAAUUGUUGCUUCUAGCAUUUAUACAUUGAACAUAUUUUAAUGUACAUUAUUUCAGAUACAAAACUUGGAAAUUGGAGGAUAUGGGUUUGUUCUUUCACUUGCUUGGCUUCCACAAUAUAAUCUUAAAAAAUCUCGAUUGUAAAUCUGAUUCCUUCAAGAUGAUGUAUAUAAAUUUCAGUUAUAGAAAAUAGAAAUUAAUUGCCUACUUCCUCUGUUGGAAGACACACAGAUACAUAUAUAUAUAUCAUUUCUUCUUUAAAUUUUAUUUCAGCUCUAAUGGUCAUAAUCCUAAUUGUUUUAAAACUAUUUUCCUAAUUAAAAAGAAAGUUACACAACUGAA
Messenger RNA from Spea bombifrons (plains spadefoot toad), 3873 nucleotides. It is a transcript of the gene SLITRK2, whose product is annotated as SLIT and NTRK like family member 2. Gene Ontology annotation, molecular function: protein binding. The transcript has 2 exons. NCBI's taxonomy places the organism in Eukaryota, Metazoa, Chordata, Amphibia, Anura, Pelobatidae. The coding region runs from base 532 to 3072 and encodes 846 amino acids. Gene Ontology annotation, cellular component: glutamatergic synapse; membrane. Gene Ontology annotation, biological process: regulation of presynapse assembly; positive regulation of synapse assembly; axonogenesis. The record is from RefSeq and is a predicted model, not a curated record.